UCAAUCGGCGGACGUGUUACGCGUGUGCUAACAACAUUGUCCGGUUGGAAUUUAAUUAUUUACAUUGUUCGUUGUUGACAUUUUUCGUAAUCGAACGGUGUCAGAUUUCGACGGGUGUCGGUUCUUUCCAGUGAACUCGUCUAUGCCGCAUUCGAUACGUGGAUUAUAACCAAAACUGGCGGAGAGUGAAAUAAUCGAAUGAUCCGAAAAUCUAUUAGAAAUGGAGAGAUGACUUGACGAAAAUUUUUCGCUCUGCCCGAAAGUCCCCGCUGCCGUUCGCCAUAUAAAAGUUUGUGCAAUUGUUAGUUAACCUUUUAGUGAUUUUUCCUGUGCUUCAGUGUUUACGCGUAAUUAUAAUCCAAUUAAAAAAAAAAGAUAGUCAUAAUUUUUAAGUGAUAACCGAUUAGACUUAGAACCUCUAGUGCAUUGUGAUCUUCGUCCGAAGAUUUUAUUAAGGUUGUUGAUCCGUACUCCAGUUCUCGGUCACUAGUGUUGUGAAACGAAGACUAUUUAAGUAACGUAAAUUGUGAUAGCGGCACACGUCACUGCUACCCGGUUUGCAAUGCGGGGCGACCCGCCGCGUCGAUAACUCAACCCCCUCCAUCACCCAUCCACCUUAUGACCGCCGUGCACCGCGUUGCUGCCGGAUGUACCACCAACUCCCCCGGCAUGGAUGUCAAGCACGAUAUGGUCUAUCAUACCGACGAUGACGUGCUAUUGGUUAAGUCUGAACCUCAGAUGCAUUCGCCGUCGUCCACCGCCAUCCUCCAAAAUGGUUUGGUCACCGUCGUCACUACCGUUGGUCCGACGAUGCUCCAACAGCAACACCAACCACCGUCCAACGGUGGACUCGGUUUAACCGUCACCGCAGCGAAUGCACCGUUUAGUGUGCUCGGGGGCGGUUCGGUAUCGCCAGCCGCCACCAAGCCGCGUCGGCCCGUUGCCUCCGCGGCACCCGACGAUUGGCUUAGUUCGCCCAGCCCCAGCGCGGGGGCUCCCUCGCUCACCCCCUCCCCCGGACCCCCGAAUCACGCGUUCACGGUGAUAAGUAACGGGUAUUCGUCACCAUUAUCAUCCGGGAGCUACGAUCCCUAUAGUCCGAACGGAAAAAUAGGACGAGAGGAUCUGUCACCUCCGAGUAGUUUGAACGGUUACAGCGCGGACAGUUGCGAUGCAAAAAAGAAAAAGGGCCCCACUCCGCGGCAACAGGAAGAACUGUGUCUCGUUUGCGGAGAUAGAGCGUCGGGGUACCAUUACAAUGCUCUUACGUGCGAGGGUUGUAAAGGGUUUUUUCGACGAAGCAUUACGAAAAACGCGGUAUACCAGUGUAAAUACGGGAACAAUUGCGAGAUCGAUAUGUACAUGAGGCGGAAAUGUCAAGAGUGUCGCCUGAAGAAGUGCCUCAGCGUCGGCAUGAGGCCCGAAUGUGUCGUCCCCGAGGUGCAGUGUGCGGUGAAGAGGAGUGAGAAAAACAAAAAGAAGGAGAAAGACAAACCGAACAGUACGACGAACGGAUCGCCGGAGAUCAUCAAGCUAGAACCGGAUUUAUCGGACAGUGAAAAGUCGAAUGGGGUGAAGCCGAUAUCUCCUGAACAAGAAGAGCUCAUACAUCGAUUGGUUUACUUUCAAAAUGAAUACGAACAUCCGUCGGAAGAGGACGUCAAACUCAUAUUGAACCAACCCAUGGACGACGAAGAUCAGUGUGAAAUUAGGUUUAGGCACAUAACCGAGAUAACCAUAUUAACGGUUCAGCUGAUAGUUGAAUUCGCCAAACGGUUACCGGGGUUCGAUAAGCUAAUCAGGGAGGAUCAAAUAUCCCUUUUGAAGGCUUGUUCGAGCGAGGUGAUGAUGUUCAGGAUGGCGAGAAGGUACGAUUCUCAAUCGGAUUCCAUUUUGUUCGUCAACAACCAACCGUAUUCGAGGGACAGCUAUAACCUCGCGGGCAUGGGCGACACCAUCGAAGAUCUCUUGCAUUUUUGCAGAACCAUGUACUCAAUGAAGGUCGACAAUGCCGAAUAUGCCUUACUCACCGCCAUUGUCAUUUUCUCGGAACGACCUUUGCUGAAGGAGGGUUGGAAAGUGGAAAAAAUUCAAGAAAUCUACCUGGAAGCGUUGAAAGCCUACGUGGACAACAGGAGGAAACCGCGACCCCACGUGGCGUUCGCCAGGUUAGUGUCGGUGCUGACCGAGCUGAGGACCCUCGGCAACCAAAACUCGGAGAUGUGCCUGACGCUAAAACUUAAAAACAAAAAGUUGCCCCCGUUCCUUGCGGAAAUCUGGGACGUGGACAUAAGGACAUAGUAGAGGAAACGAUAAAAAAAAACCGGAUAACCCGGCAUGGGUGGUGGCGUGAAUAUUCCGACGUUUGUCUGGUGAGAUUUCAGAGGAGGCAAACGGGAGGGGUGGUACUCGCAAACCGAGGACGGUGAUUGGUCAGGCACCACCGACAGUUGGCUGUGAAAUAAUGUUAAAUUUAACCUUUCUUUUUAACUGACUAUUAUACAGUUGGACGGCAACUAGGAAAUGUUAUUAUAUUGAAUAUAGUUUUAUUUAGAAUGAUUUUAGCUCGUCUCGUACUAAGAUUUAAUUAGUAAGUAGAUUUUAUAAGCCUGUGUAUAAAAUGAAAGAAAAAGAAACUCUGAAACACUUUUGUAACAAACUUUUUCUUGGCGAAAUGUUUACACACUUAAAAUGGUAAGACUGGGAUUGGACUGAAAAUAUAUACAAGGUGCCUUCAUGAACACAAGGAUCCAUUCAGACUGAGGGCAGGUGCAAAAAACAAAUAAAAAACACGGAACGCGAUGAAACUUUUGGGAAUGGAGAGAAAGACGAUCUGUAAUCACCGUUUAAAGUGCAAUUUUAGUUAGUUUGAAUGAUUUAUUUUUGUCGUUUUAAAUUUGCCGAAAUUUUGAGUUGACACCCGAAAAAAUGCACGAAUUUCGAUGGAACGAAGAGCAUAGCAAAACGUAAGAAAACAGCAGCCGUCCGAUAACACUAAACCAGUUGAAAUAGACAGUGAAUGUGAAGUGAUUGACUCUGACAGUGCUAUUUUUUGUUUCUCUGACGUGUGCCAUUAUUUUUGGGCAUAGAGUCGUACGUACAUAUAUUAACCCCUACAUGGACUAUUCCUGCCUUUAAGAACUAUUGAUGUUUAUUCUCUUCGGAUGUAUAGUUGAUAGUCUACUCAUUUUUUAUACUACAUAUAUAGUUUUUUCCGCAUUAGUAUUUCUGCUGCUAGAUUAUACAAGCGUAACGUAAUAUACAUAUAACAUAUACAUAUUUUUCAUCGAUGUAGAUAUACAUAAACAUAUUUUCAUAAACAUACGAGACAGAAGAAUUCCACAUCAUUUUGGAUUUAGAAUAAUUUUGCGCCAUCUAUUGCCUUAAUGGAAAAGCACAUAUUUAUUUAGCUCAGGAGUCAACCCCAAUCUCAUUUUGUUCAGAAUAGUAAGUAUAACAUUCGCUGUUUCGCAAAAUUUUUGUAGAAUUGACAGAAUGUGUGUUGUUUAUUUUAAUGGCAAAGGCCGCAUCUGAAAAUAUUACACUUCAAAAUUUAUUAUAUUUGCUAUUGUCUACUUAUUGUCAAUAGAAUUGCAACGAAAAUUUAAUUUAUACUACACCCGAAUGGCAAAAAGCAUUGGAAACUACAACUGCCUAAAAAUUUUGUCGAACAGCUAAUUGGAUCGUAUAUAAAAUAGAGGUUAUCGAUUGUUGAAUAGUGAUGUUUCAAAUUUGAUGGCCUUUUUGAUGUAGAGAAAAAAAUGUUUGUUGAAAUUUCAGAAAUAUAUAAUUUAAAAGAAGUCACGAAUACGGUAUGAUGAAAUAAAUAUGCAGAUAUUAUAAUAAUUAUAGAUAGUACAGCUAAUAAGUGUACAAAUUAAUUAUGGUACAAAUCAUUCAGGAAAAAUUGUUGAUAUGGAUAUUUUUGGUAUUAGGUUGACUCCAAUCCAUUUCAGCUCACUGCCAGCAGUGACUCUGUCUCUUCAUUGUCAAAUAUCAUGAAAAUGUUGUGUCAUUCAAUGUGGUUUAUAUGUUCGGUCUUAUAAAACCAUAUACGGGAUUCACAGGUUGUCAAUGUGCAAUUAAUACCCCUACAUACAGCACGCGUCUUACAGAUUUUGAUAACGUGUAUAUUCAUUAAAGCGAAGCUUAGUGUAAUAGCAACUCUCAUAAUAAAUUAGAAAAUACCUUUACUUUUUGCAUUGUAGGAUAGACUGCUUUAUGGAUAGUAUGAAUGUUUUUAAGAGCAAAAAAAUCGACUGACAUAGGAAAAGUAGUAAAUUUUAAACUUCUAGCAGUGUUAGGAAAAGUUAAAUUUGUUUAGACUCAACAAUAGUGCCUUAUUAAUUCUUCAUUACAUGGACAACUGAGACUGUACUAGCAGAUUUAUUGUUUUAGUUUUCCUACAGAAAAUUUUGCAAAAGCAUUGGUUUUAUAAGAUCGAUCGAGGUCCAUGCAGUCUUCUAUGUGUAGUCAGAUUCUUUAUUGAUUAACUAAGUAACCGUCGCUUGUCAAUGUCGAAAAAAAAACAUUAAAUCAUUAACUCUUGGCACAAAACACUUUUGUAUUAAUAGAAUUACAUUUGACACUGCCAACAAUUUUGGGACUGCCAUCAUAAAGUACCGUAGUUUACAUGUCGAUGUGUAUUCGUAUUCACGAUCGUAAUUAUUAACGUUGGACUGCAUGGAACUAUUCAUCAACAACUCUCUGAAAAUAAAAACGACUGUAUUUGUGUAUAUGUUAAGGAAAUCGAAUUGGUUUUCAUUCGAAAGUUCGGUAUCAUUGUAUAAAACAUCAAUUUUUAUUUACUAAUUGGAUAAAUACUAAAAAACAAACUGGUUGAUAUAUAAAAGAAUAGAAACUAGCACACGAAAGAUAUCUAUGACUAACAUCUCAUUAUUAUUAUUGCUAUUAUUAUUUAUUUAAACAAUUUCUUUCCUUUGUAGCGAAAUUUUACACAAUGUUUCCCAUUCGUUGGAAAUCUCACUUCUUUUUAAGCGUAUGUGUACAAUAUGUAUAUAAUUUUGAAAAUUUUGUUAAAUAUACUAAAAACUAUUGUGUUAAAAAUUGUUAGACGUUCUCUUGUUUUGACGGGUUGUUAGGAAAAUCGGUGCUUCAGUUUAUAUAUUUUUGUAGUCACGUGACCGAGAACUAGAUUUAUUGUGUACAUAUUUUCCAUAAAACCAGUGAAUCCAGACCAAUUUGUCCUAUCAAUCGUUUGUCAUCUUUUAAUACUUGUUGUACACUUGUUUUUUUUGUUUUGUACUUUUUUGUAAUCUUGUAAUUGAAAUGAUUAAAAAUUCCUAAUAAAUGCCCCUAGCAGUCGCCUCAAGAAUAUACUUCGAUAUUAUAUGGGUAUGAUUUCCGUUCAGUAUAAAUUAAUAAAUUGUAUUGAUAACUACUAGUCUCCUGAAGGAAUGUUAAAAAAUUGCACUAACCGUGAAAAUCAAUCUUACAGAAGCAUAAAAAAGUUUUAAAUGAUGACAAUGCACUAACAAGAGGUACCUGUUUUAACAAGAGAAGUCAUUCCUAUUAAAAGAUUUAAAUUUAUAUUACGUUAAGGUUAAUUAUUUGAAAAAAGUGCAAUAUGUACAAAUUUUACUAAUUGACUUUUUUAUAAUAUGCAUUAGAACUGUAUAUCGAGGUGACUAUUAAUUGUUUUUUUUUAACUUUUCACCACACAGAGAAUGCUGAAUGGCAGUAUUACUAAGCAAGGGAAAAUAUUGAUAUGUUGUUUUUUCAGCGAGUCCGUUAAGCAUAUAAGCAGGGUCACCUGGUUGCGCAUAUUGUUUUCUAUUAUUAUAGAUGAUUUUACUAUACAGAGCCCAUAUUUUAUUGUGUUAAGUAACCGGUGACCCGCCGAAUGUCCGUUUGUACACAGUUGACCUGCAACAUGACCUGUAAAUCGAGAAUUGUAAGCAAUGAACAUGUUCGAUAUAUUUUGUGCAGUAAACCAUGAAUUAAUAGAA
Molecule: messenger RNA, 5969 nt
Organism: Cylas formicarius (sweet potato weevil)
Lineage: Eukaryota; Metazoa; Arthropoda; Insecta; Coleoptera; Brentidae
Gene: EcR
Product: ecdysone receptor
Exons: 12
Coding region: 619-2301 (560 amino acids)
Biological process (GO): cell differentiation; ecdysone receptor signaling pathway; negative regulation of transcription by RNA polymerase II
Cellular component (GO): nucleus
Molecular function (GO): RNA polymerase II cis-regulatory region sequence-specific DNA binding; zinc ion binding; ecdysone binding
Source: RefSeq, a predicted model, not a curated record